Molecule: messenger RNA, 1241 nt
Organism: Solea solea (common sole)
Lineage: Eukaryota; Metazoa; Chordata; Actinopteri; Pleuronectiformes; Soleidae
Gene: atp6v1e1b
Product: ATPase H+ transporting V1 subunit E1b
Exons: 10
Coding region: 139-819 (226 amino acids)
Biological process (GO): proton transmembrane transport
Cellular component (GO): proton-transporting two-sector ATPase complex, catalytic domain
Molecular function (GO): proton-transporting ATPase activity, rotational mechanism
Source: RefSeq, a predicted model, not a curated record
CCCGGAAGUAAACAUCACGUGACCCCGCAGAUCAGCUGACCCUGCGUGGACAUCUUUACGAGUCACGACUGCAGCGAUUAAUUCAAACCUCUUCGUCUGUGAUUCUCCGGCCCGGGCGGAUCUUUGACAACCGCAGCGAUGGCGCUCAGCGAUGCCGACGUUCAGAAGCAGAUCAAGCACAUGAUGGCCUUCAUCGAGCAGGAGGCCAAUGAGAAAGCAGAGGAAAUUGAUGCAAAGGCGGAGGAAGAGUUCAACAUCGAGAAAGGACGACUGGUCCAAACGCAGCGUCUGAAGAUCAUGGAGUAUUACGAGAAGAAAGAGAAGCAGAUCGAGCAGCAGAAGAAGAUUCAGAUGUCAAACCUGAUGAACCAGGCUCGACUGAAGGUCCUCAAGGCUCGUGACGACAUGAUCUCGGAAAUGCUGAAUGAAGCUCGUCAGCGACUCGGGAAAGUGGCCAAAGAUCCGGCGAGGUAUCCGGCUCUUUUAGACGGACUCAUGCUUCAGGGAUUUUAUCAGCUUCUGGAGUCAAAGGUCACCAUUCGCUGUCGUAAACAGGACGUGCAGCUGGUGCAGGCCUCGAUCCAGAGGAAUCUUCCCAUUUACAAAGCGUCUGUGAAGAACAGCCUGGAGGUCCGCGUGGACCAGGACAACUUCCUGCCUGCAGACAUCUCUGGCGGAGUCGAGAUCUAUAACGGCAACGGGAAAAUCAAGGUGGCAAACACUCUGGACAGCAGACUGGACCUCAUGGCUCAGCAGAUGAUGCCUGAAAUCCGCGUGGCUCUGUUUGGUGCUAAUCCAAACCGCAAGUUCCUGGACUGAGUCGCUGCUGAAGAAGAAGAAGAAGAAGAAGAAGAAAAAGAAGAAAAAAUCCCCUUUUUAUUUUUUGUUAUUGUAUGAAGAAGAAAAAAGACGUCAUUCCUCUCGUGUGUGUGUGUGUGUGUGUGUGCGUGUUGUAUUUGCUGUGACCUGUGACCUGUGACCUGUGACCUGGGGCCUGUGCUGAGUCUGGGUUCACACUGGUCAGUUGAACAGCUUCUCCUCUGUGAGACAGAAGGAAGUUUUCCUGACCUUGUUAAUGUUCGAGUAUGCUCCGCCUCCCUCUGUCAGCUGAUGUGAGCUUCCUGUUGGGUUUGAUGGGUUGGUCACGCCUCCAUGGGAGCUGAUAAGGCGCAGGUGGCAGAUGAACAAGGUCAGGAAAUCUCCUGUGUUGACGUGUAAGUGGGACGAGGCGUGUGACGGGU